Messenger RNA from Saxophila tyrrhenica, 312 nucleotides. RefSeq lists its product as uncharacterized. The coding region runs from base 1 to 312 and encodes 103 amino acids. Lineage: Eukaryota; Fungi; Ascomycota; Dothideomycetes; Mycosphaerellales; Extremaceae. The transcript has a single exon. The record is from RefSeq and is a predicted model, not a curated record.
AUGUCGGUCAAGAUCAGCACAAACGUUCCGACCAGCGAAGGCCACACGCCGUACAUCGUAGAAGUGUCUCUCGACAGCUCCGGUAGCCAAACUUCUGGACCCGUCAAAGUUGGGAAGAAAGCCGACGCAAGAACGAGCGCCGCAGCUGCGGCAGAGGCGAAGCUGAAGCGCAAGAUCCUCCACAUCGUUCCAGCGCUCGUCGCCAAAAUCCACAAGGCCAUCCAACCGGCAGAGAAGGCAGACGACCAGGUGUUCCUCAGAGUACAAUCCUGCAUCUUGAUCAAGGUCGACUACGAGCCGAGGGACGUGUAG